UAAAAAAAAACUCAUACGGACAAUUGAAAACGAAACGUAUAUGAAAUGAUUUUUUAUUUAUACCAAAAAUAACUUAAUUGUCGGCAAAUAGGAAUAAAACACGUGUCAGUAUAGGGAGUGUUUGUCGUUUUUCAGCUGACACCGCCAUACUCCCCCUCACUUCCUUCAUUUUUGCUUUAUAGCUUCUCUUCAUAAAACCUCCAAAAACCCUAAAAGACCACAGAGAGAGAAAGAGAGAGAUCUCAAAAAGCAAAAAAAAAAAAAACUAAAAAGCCUCCGAAAUCUUCAGCCGCCGAAUCAUCAUGCCUAUCACGCACAUCGCUCCGGCGCCUCACCCUCGCGAUGGGUAUUACUCUACGAACAAUCCGUACCAAGUGAACGGACCAAAAGGUUUUACUGAGUUCAAGUAUCUGGAAGAGACCCAUGAUCUGUUCGUGAGGCUUGAUUUCCCAGGAAUCAAGAAAGAGAGUGUGAUUAUCCUUCUCGAACCAUUGAAAAAAGCUGUUAUUGUGACCGGAGACGCACCUAAAGAGAGCAAACACGAUUCUUCUCACCGCAAGUAUGGAACCGCCACGGGACUAAUCUGUGACUGCUGUGAAAUCAGUAACAUUCAGUGUUUUGUUGGUGAUGGUGUCGUUAGACUCAUCCUCUCCAAGAAGAAGAUCAAUCUUCGCGUUCCUAAUUUCUGUUCUUUCGGAGGUGCAAGAAUGCCUACUGAUGCUCCUGCUAACAUCAUUCGUGGCUAUAACCCAGAAGAUCAGAGAUAUGUCUUAUCCUUUGAGCUUCUUUUAGAAACUAGCCUUCGUGAUUUAUAUAGUAUAGUACCUGACAUUUUUCAUGGGUUUGUGUUGAUUCCAAUUGUUGCAGUCGCAGGUGGCCAUCCUCUGGCUCAUCUUCGUGGACUUAACCGAGAAGGUUGCCGUGGCACUGACCCUUUUGAUCCAGCAUUCACUGGUCCGACCAUACUACCACACCCGUCAGUGUUGGAGGGAUCCACCAGUGCUUACGAGACAAAGCAGCUCUCAAACGGAGGUCUGUAUCUGCGUAUUGACAUGCCUGGUGUCCCUAGCGGCAGAUUCAUGGUGGCAGUGGACGGCGACGGUGUCGUCACCAUCAUGGGACGAGCUCCUGCGACCAUGCACGAUACGAAUGGGUAUUACACUAUGAACAAUCCGUACCAAGCGAACGGACCAAAAGGGUUUACUGAGUUCAAUCAAGAAAGAGAGUGUGAUUUCCCUCUCCAACCAUCCAAAAAAGCUGUUACUGUGACCGGAGAAGCACCUAAAGAGAGCAAGAACGAUGCUUCUCACCGCAAGUAUGGAACCUCCAUGGGACUACUCUGUGACUGCUGUGAAAUCAGUAACAUUCAGAGCUUUGUUGAUGAUGGUGUUGUUAGACUCAUCCUCUCCAAGAAGAAGAUCUAUCUUCAUGCUCCUACUUUCUGUUCUUUUGGAGGUGCAAGAAUGCCUACUGAUGAUGCUCCUGCUAACAUCAUUCGUGGUUAUAACCCACAAGUCGCAGAUGGCAAUCCUUAUGUGAAUCUUGGAGCUCAUCUUCGUGGACUUAUCCCAAAAGGUCGCCGUGGCACUGACCCUGCUGAUCCGGCGUUCACUGGUCCGGUCAUACUACCACACCCGUCAGUGUUGGAGGGACCCAUGAUGCCUUACGAGGCAAAGCAGCUCUCAAAGGGUGGUCUGUAUCUGCGUGUUGACAUGCCUGGUGUCCCUAGCGACAGGUUCAUGGUGGCAGUGGACGGCGACGGUGUCGUCACCAUCAUGGGACGAGCUCCUGCGACCAUGCACGACACGAGUGGGCGUACUUACGUAGCCAAGGUCGCUAAUGUCCCUAGAGGCUAUGACGGGGGUCGGAUCAAAUUGGUCCCCAAGCAUGGUGUCGUCCGUGUCACUAUCCCUCCCAACUAAUUAUUAAACCGCAUAUUCGCAUGGAAUUAAUUAGCAUGUUUAAAACAAUGGAGCAUCUAUCUGUUUGUCUUUUCUUUUGGAUUUCCGAAUGUUUCAAGAACUUUAAUAUGUGCCUAAUUAAGACGUUUCACUCGUAUGUUUAUGCAUGUUA
This is a messenger RNA of Arabidopsis lyrata subsp. lyrata, 2073 nucleotides long. Its product is annotated as putative 57 kDa heat shock protein. The record is from RefSeq and is a predicted model, not a curated record. Lineage: Eukaryota; Viridiplantae; Streptophyta; Magnoliopsida; Brassicales; Brassicaceae.